ACUCGAGUUCACCGUUCGAUUCAAGAGACCAAUGAGAACGUCCACAAAAAAUUCAAUUCGUUAGUUGAAAGUCAGAGCGUUAUUGUCAAACAAGCGGAAGAUAAAGGUGAAGAGCAUAAUGAGCAACGAUCACAAAUAGACAAUGGACCUGAUGAUAUUGUUGUUACAGGUGAAUCAGCAAAGAAAAAGAGUAAAACUGAUGAAUUUUUCGAAGAUAUGAGAAAGCGAAAUAUAUAUGUGCUAUGUGAACCAUUUAGAAAAUUAUCGCAAAUGGAUGCGGAGGACCGGUUCGAGAUGAUAGCUAAAAACACUGUUGAAAUUGAACUCCCUGAAGAUAUCAAGGAAUAUCUUCACUGUUUGCUCAACGGACAUAUUAAAAAUGCAUUGUCGGAAGUAGAAAAACCACUUGACGGGGAUGCACGGCCAUUGAUGUUAUGA
Molecule: messenger RNA, 438 nt
Organism: Acaulospora colombiana
Lineage: Eukaryota; Fungi; Glomeromycota; Glomeromycetes; Diversisporales; Acaulosporaceae
Source: the annotation of a GenBank genome assembly